This is a messenger RNA of Apodemus sylvaticus (European woodmouse), 553 nucleotides long. RefSeq names its product alpha hemoglobin stabilizing protein (gene Ahsp). Gene Ontology annotation, cellular component: cytoplasm. The coding region runs from base 119 to 427 and encodes 102 amino acids. Gene Ontology annotation, molecular function: hemoglobin binding. The transcript is spliced from 3 exons. NCBI's taxonomy places the organism in Eukaryota, Metazoa, Chordata, Mammalia, Rodentia, Muridae. Gene Ontology annotation, biological process: protein folding; erythrocyte differentiation; protein stabilization. The record is from RefSeq and is a predicted model, not a curated record.
CAGGCAGGGCGUUGCCUUCUUACAUUAAUUCCUGACUCUGCCCGCAUCUAACUUAGUGCAGAGGACACGAAAAACCCGAAGAGAGUGUAAGGCAGGCUCAGCACCGUCGGACUUGAAGAUGGCCCCUUUUCAGACCAAUAAGGAUCUGAUCUCUACAGGAAUAAAGGAGUUUAAUGUCCUGUUGGAUCAGCAGGUCUUUGAUGAUCCUCUUAUCUCUGAAGAAGACAUGAAGAUUGUGGUUGAUGACUGGGUGAACUUGUACACCAACUAUUACAAGAAGCAUGUGCGUGGGGAGCAGCAGGAGCAAGACAGGGCUCUGAAAGAACUUCGGCAAGAGCUGAGUACUUUGGGCAGCCAGUUUCUAGCCAAAUACAGGACCAUUCUGAAGUCCAACGAGUCCCCAAGCAGUAAACAGCCUUCCUCAUAGCUUAAAGGCUCUGGACAUCGUGUCUUAGCACCCAGAACUCUUGGCUCUCUGUUAUGCCUUCAGACCAUUCUCCCAUGAUGUUGCUGUACUUUGACACGCCAAUAAAGACCAAUACUAAUGUGUUGA